This is a messenger RNA of Sphenostylis stenocarpa, 804 nucleotides long. Lineage: Eukaryota; Viridiplantae; Streptophyta; Magnoliopsida; Fabales; Fabaceae. The record is from the annotation of a GenBank genome assembly.
AUGUCGAUUUCGGGCAUCCAGGGUCAACCUCUGGAGGUUACGGUGGUGUCGUGCUCCAAGUUGAAGGACACGGAAUGGAUUUCAAGGCAAGAUCCGUAUGUUUGUGUUGAAUAUGGGAGCACUAAGUUCCGAACCAGAACCUGCACAGACGGCGGAAAAAACCCCGUUUUCCAAGAGAAGUUCGUCUUUCCCCUCAUCGAAGGCCUUCGGGAGCUCAAUGUCCUUGUUUGGAACAGCAACACUCUCACCUUCGACGAUUUUAUCGGAAGCGGAAAGAUUCAAUUGCACAAGGUUCUCUCUCAAGGUUUCGACGACUCUGCUUGGCCACUUCAGACCAAAUCUGGCAGAUACUCUGGUGAAGUAAAAGUCAUUUUGCAUUAUGCAAUUGCAAAUCAAAGGCAGAAAUCAGGUUCAACCCAUGCUCCUUCUGCACCUCCCUAUGUGCCAACAGCAACUCCUCCACCCCUUUCUUUGUAUUCUGCUCCGCCUGCCGCUUCCUACCCACCUCCUCCAUCUGCUACUUCCUCCUAUCCACCACAUCUCUCUGCAACUCCUUACCAUACAACUGGAUCAUACCCAUCAGUACCAUCCACGGCCCCAUACCCACCACCUCCCACAGCUUACCCACCCUAUCCCUCACAUUCAUCUCCCUAUCCACAGCCCUCAUACCCUGCAUCAUCUCCCUAUCCACCCUCCUCAUAUCCUCCUCCCCCCUCUUAUCCCCCUGCUUCAGCUUAUCCACCACCUCCAUAUCCACCGCCUGCAGGUUAUUCUCCUGGAAUAUACCCUCCACCGCCAUACUGA